Vicia faba (fava bean) is the source of this 1605-nucleotide messenger RNA. NCBI's taxonomy places the organism in Eukaryota, Viridiplantae, Streptophyta, Magnoliopsida, Fabales, Fabaceae. The record is from the annotation of a GenBank genome assembly.
AUGGCUAGCGCUGGGCAUGGAAAUGGACUCAUAAAUGGUGUAGUAUCGAAUAAGCACACUGCUACAAUAUCUGAAGUAGAUGAAUUCUGCAAUGCCCUUGGUGGAAAUAGGCCGAUUCAUAGUAUAUUGAUUGCGAACAAUGGAAUGGCGGCUGUCAAGUUUAUACGCAGUGUUAGGAGUUGGGCUUACGAGACGUUUGGCACGGAAAAGGCUAUCUUGUUGGUUGCCAUGGCUACUCCAGAAGACAUGAGAAUCAAUGCAGAACAUAUCAGAAUAGCUGAUCAGUUUGUGGAAGUACCUGGUGGGACCAAUAACAAUAACUACGCCAAUGUGCAGCUUAUUCUAGAGAUUGCCGAGAUAACUCAUGUUGAUGCGGUAUGGCCUGGUUGGGGUCAUGCAUCAGAGAAUCCUGAGCUACCAGAUGCAUUAAAAGCAAAAGGAAUUGUAUUUCUUGGGCCUCCUGCAGUAUCUAUGGGGGCAUUGGGAGAUAAAAUUGGUUCAUCGUUGAUCGCUCAAGCAGCCAAUGUGCCAACCCUUCCAUGGAGUGGUUCACAUGUGAAAAUUCCUCCUGAAAGCUCCUUGAUUACUAUUCCUGAUGAAAUCUACCGAGCAGCAUGUGUUUAUACAACAGAAGAAGCAAUUGCAAGUUGUCAAGUUGUUGGAUACCCUGCAAUGAUCAAGGCGUCUUGGGGUGGUGGUGGUAAAGGCAUAAGAAAGGUUCAUAAUGAUGAUGAGGUAAGGGCAUUGUUCAAGCAAGUUCAAGGUGAAGUUCCGGGAUCACCUAUAUUUAUAACGAAAGUUGCUUCCCAGAGCCGGCAUCUUGAAGUCCAACUGAUUUGUGAUCAGCAUCAAAAGAUUAUUGAGGAGGGUCCGAUUACUGUAGCACCCCCAGAAACGGUGAAAGAACUUGAACAAGCGGCUAGAAGAUUAGCUAUAUCUGUAAAUUAUGUUGGGGCAGCUAUAGUUGAGUAUCUUUAUAGCAUGGAAACUGGCGAGUACUACUUUUUAGAGCUGAACCCCCGUCUACAGGUUGAGCAUCCUGUUACUGAAUGGAUAGCUGAGAUAAAUCUGCCAGCAGCACAAGUUGCCGUUGGGAUGGGUAUCCCUCUCUGGCAAAUUCCCGAGAUUAGGCGUUUCUAUGGGAUGGAACAUGGUGGAGGGAAUGAUGCUUGGAGGAAAACAUCAGUUUUAGCUACCCCUUUUGAUUUUGACAAAGCACAGUCUACAAAGUCAAAGGGUCAUUGUGUGGCUGUGCGAGUGACUAGUGAGGACCCUGAUGAUGGUUUUAAGCCUACAGGCGGGAAAGUGCAGGAGCUCAGCUUUAAAAGCAAACCAAAUGUUUGGGCUUACUUCUCUGUUAAGUCUGGAGGAGGAAUCCAUGAAUUUUCAGAUUCUCAAUUUGCAGCUAAUAUCAUAAGUUUUAACACAAGACAUGUUUUUGCCUUUGGAGAAUCGAGGGCUUUAGAAAUUGCAAAUAUGGUUUUGGGGCUGAAGGAAAUUCAAAUUCGAGGAGAAAUUCGUACUAACGUUGAUUAUACAAUUAAUCUUCUGAAUGUAAAUUUUUAUCAUGAUGACAAGGUAAUGAAGUUUUGUAAAACAGGUUGA